AUGGAUUCACAAGAAUAUAUUCCACAAUAUAAAUUAAUCUUAGUCGGUGAUGGUGGUGUUGGCAAAACAACCUUUGUGAAAAGACACUUGACUGGAGAAUUUGAAAAAAAAUAUAUACCUACUCUUGGUGUGGAAGUUCACCCCUUAAAAUUUCAAACAAACUUUGGAAAAACUCAAUUUAACGUAUGGGAUACUGCAGGACAAGAAAAGUUUGGUGGUUUAAGAGAUGGAUAUUAUAUAAAAAGUGAUUGUGCUAUAAUUAUGUUUGAUGUAUCUUCUCGUAUUACUUACAAGAACGUUCCAAAUUGGUAUAGAGAUAUUACAAGAGUGUGUGAAACAAUUCCUAUGGUUUUAGUUGGAAACAAAGUUGAUGUUAAAGACAGACAAGUAAAAUCAAGGCAAAUUCAAUUUCACAGAAAAAGGAAUUUACAAUACUACGAUCUAUCUGCAAGAUCAAAUUACAAUUUCGAAAAACCUUUCUUAUGGUUAGCUAGGAGAUUGUCCAACCAACCAAAUCUUGUUUUCGUAGGAGAACAUGCUAAAGCACCAGAGUUCCAAAUUGAUCUAAAUAUUGUAAGAGAAGCUGAAAAAGAAUUAGAGCAAGCAGCAGCUGUAGCUAUUGAUGAAGAAGAUAUUGAAAAUUAA
This is a messenger RNA of Plasmodium falciparum 3D7, 645 nucleotides long. RefSeq names its product Ran family GTP-binding nuclear protein (gene RAN). Gene Ontology annotation, biological process: protein import into nucleus; ribosomal subunit export from nucleus; nucleocytoplasmic transport. The record is from RefSeq and is a predicted model, not a curated record. Gene Ontology annotation, cellular component: cytoplasm; nucleus. Gene Ontology annotation, molecular function: GTP binding; GTPase activity. Lineage: Eukaryota; Apicomplexa; Aconoidasida; Haemosporida; Plasmodiidae.